Molecule: messenger RNA, 5385 nt
Organism: Endocarpon pusillum Z07020
Lineage: Eukaryota; Fungi; Ascomycota; Eurotiomycetes; Verrucariales; Verrucariaceae
Exons: 9
Coding region: 1-5385 (1794 amino acids)
Biological process (GO): double-strand break repair via homologous recombination; protein deubiquitination; protein phosphorylation
Molecular function (GO): protein kinase activity; ubiquitin binding; ATP binding
Source: RefSeq, a predicted model, not a curated record
AUGACCUCCAAACUGGUGUCUAUGUUCUACCCUGGAGAAGAUGUUAGCGAGAAGAAGAGUAUGGCUCUUGGCCUCCUGGCCUCCUCUUUGCUAGGACGCGAGGCUAACAGACGAUGUACAGAUAAAGCAAACAAUAUUUCGAAAGCGCAGGACCCGCCACAAGGAGAGUCCAGCCAUCCUCCCAGAUCUUCUACUCCUCAAGCUGUGCGGUUUGCGUCUGGAGUCCAAGAAAUAGAGCCCGUUCAUGGCAUACACCAGAUGAUCGACCCGUCCGGGCAGAAAGUCAAAUCGGCGGAAGAAUUGACCCCGGAAGCCAAAGAAGAAAUACGCAACCUUGCAAUUACUUUGCAAAAGUCCAAGCUUCAAGAGAGCCGAAUGUCAAAUUAUGCCUUCGAGCCCAUGUCGCUUCCGCCUUCAAGAGCAACCUCCCGGGAGCCCAGCCCCCGUGGCUCUCCCAGACACUCUCUCAUGCCUUCUGCUCGACCAUCGCCUCCUAUCUCUAGUAUUCAUUCUCCACCUCUUACACCACAUGACUCUUGCUCCAGAGAGCCCUCAACCGACGCGAUUGUUACGUCCAAGCAAGAAGCGAAGUCCACUGCUAUUACCCCACAAACAUCUCCUCCUCAACAACCCCACGGUAGGUCUAUGUCAGAAUCCAUUUCUCCUACUGCUACGGCUUCCAGGCCUCCCUCCUCUGACCAGCAUUCCACUCGCCCUACAUCAGUUUCGGAGGAGUCGUGGCCAGAUGCUCCAAAACGAGUGCCCCGCUUCGCCGUGGGACCUUCUGGAGAGUCCAGUCCUGGCGACCCAAGUCCAACACCAACCACCCCAUCUGAGUCUUCAAAUCGUCAAGCCCCCGUACAAUCGUUGACCCAACCCGCGGAUCAGAGCAGACGGCAUGGGCAACAAAAAGUUCCAGGGCAGAUAGAUCAGCGCUAUCAAAUCAGCCGGGACUCAAAACGGAGUUCAGUCACACCUGCUCAAGCGUUGCAAAAUGCACAUCUACUGCCAAGAUCAGGGAGCAGCAACGAAGGAAAGCAGGAGAAGAAGUCGUCUAUUUUUGGUGGUAAAAAGGACGGCCUUGCACAUGUCCAUGAUGACGGGUCUGGGGGACUGAGCGAAAAAAAGCAUCACGGAUCGAUGUCCGAGCUCAAGAGGUUCUUCCGUCUCGGCCACAAGCACAAGCGUGGGGAGUCUCCUGCCCCUGCAUCGAGAAAACCUAGUACCAAGCCCGACUCGAAAACGCCUCCCCAUCAAGUUCCGCCGUCUAACGUCCCCUUUGCGGAUGAUCACGGACUCGAGGCUAAGUAUGGCAAAUUCGGGAAAGUCCUGGGUUCUGGUGCCGGUGGCUCGGUGCGUCUUUUGAAGCGCAGUAGUGAUGGUGUUACAUUCGCGGUCAAGCAAUUUCGAGAAAGGCAUUCUUGGGAGAGUGAAAAAGACUACUCCAAAAAGGUGACUGCGGAAUUUUGCAUUGGAUCAACUCUUCACCAUGGAAACAUAAUUGAAACGAUGGACAUUAUUCAAGAAAAAGAUCGUUGGUAUGAGGUCAUGGAAUAUGCGCCGUACGACCUAUUCGCCAUCGUCAUGACAGGCAAGAUGAGCAGAGAAGAAGUCGCUUGCUCAUUUCUGCAGAUCGUCAAUGGAGUCAGCUACCUGCACAGCAUGGGUCUAGCCCAUCGCGACUUGAAACUAGACAAUGUGGUGGUCAACGAAUACGGUAUCAUGAAACUCAUAGACUUCGGAAGCGCGACGGUCUUCAGAUAUCCUUUUGAGAAUGAUAUUGUACUUGCAUCUGGAAUCGUCGGUUCAGAUCCUUAUUUGGCGCCUGAAGUCUACGAGGAGAAAAAGUACGACCCUACAGCUACCGACAUAUGGUCACUUGCCAUCAUUUUCUGCUGCAUGACGCUUCGGAGAUUCCCAUGGAAGCAGCCGCGACUCAUAGAUAAUUCCUACAAGCUCUUUGUGGCGCCACCAACGCCUGGGACUCCCGUGCCUGAUUCGGAGCCUCGGCGUGUAUCCGAGAAUAGAUCGAAAGACGGAUUCGUGAUAGAGGAUGCCAAAGACUCAAGGCGACCAACUGAGCCUAGUCUGUCGCAGAAUGGGGACGGAAAAGACAAGUCUGGCCAUCGCCAUCGCCAUAGCCAUAGCCAUAGCCACUCAGAAGCGAACCAGGCCAAUGGAGCUUCUGACGCAUCGGCAAAGACCUCCACAGCAUCAGAUGCUUCUGGUAAGAGUGAGGUGGUCAAGGGGCCAUGGAGGUUGCUUCGUCUUCUUCCCAGGGAGAGCCGCCAUAUUAUUGGAAGAAUGUUGAAGGUAGAUCCAAAGGAGAGGGCGACCAUGGACGAGAUCUUAUCGGACGACUCGGUGUUGGAGACUCCCGUUUGCAGCCAGGAGGAGCAGGGUGAAGUAAGACGUGCGCCGGGUCAUGAGCAUACUUUGGAGGCGGGAAAUGCUCCUCAGCCUCCCGGCGACAAAUAUACUGGUGGCCGCGACGGGGCGAUCUGUGCUUGGGACCUUAACCUGGACCUUCACGAUACACAUACUUCAAACCCGUUCUCAUCGCCCGAAGACCAAUCCUCAGACUCGACUCCGAAAUCCUUGAACUCUACAAAAUUUCGUCGCCAAGUACAAGCGCAUACACAUUGGGUGAAUGACAUUGUGUUGACCCAGCAGAAUUCCACGCUCGUAUCAGCUUCUUCAGAUGUGACUGUCAAGGCGUGGAGACCGCAUUCUGCCCAGGGAACCAGAGCCCAGACCAUCGGUGUUCAUAGUGAUUAUGUCAAAUGUUUGACUACUCCCGAUCCCACGGCAACAUGGGUAGCCUCAGGCGGCUUGGAUCAUAAAAUCUGCCUUUGGGACCUUAAUGGCGCGGGGCAGAAGCUACAAAUCGACGUCGGAAAAAGUGAGGGCGUGACUAAAGGUUCUAUAUAUGCUCUACGCUCCAAAGGUCCCAUAAUUGCUAGUGGAGGCCCUGAGAGCGUCGUCCGAAUAUGGGACGUGAGGACGGGGAAGAGCAUAACCAAACUGGUAGGUCAUACGGACAACGUAAGAGAUAUCCUGCUUAGUGAGGAUGGCGAUACCGUGAUGACCGCGUCUUCGGACCAGACUGUGAAAGUGUGGUCCUUGACAGCUGGUCGCUGCCUGAACACUUUGACGAUGCACAAUGACAGCGUCUGGUGCCUUUUCUCAACUCAUCCACAGUUGUCACUGUUUUAUUCUAGUGACAGAUCCGGGUUGGUUGCGAAGACCGAUACGAGAAAUGUUAAAGAGAUAGACGAAGGCAUAUCCUUAGCGGUACUUCAGGAAAACGAUGGUGUACACAAGAUCGUUGCUGCUGGAGGGCACAUUUGGACAACGACCUCAAGCUCGAGUAUCAACCGCUGGUGCGACAUUAACACUAACGCGGACAUUGAACCUUUACCACUACCUGAACAAAGUCGAGCUCCAAGUAGUCUCUCCAAAAGAUCAGUUCCCACCUCACCGUCGAACACAAAUUUUCCUACCACUAACGGCGUAAAUGCUACGUCGAAAAUCCCUUCCGCCGCUCUUCUUCGAUUGUCCGUUACUGCACCUUUUCCAGGAACUAGGUUAAAGGAGUUUGAACGGUCGACUUCACAACAGACUCCGAGCAUUCGCAAAGCUUCAGAAGCAAUGAUAGAGACAGAUCAACAUUUAACCAUUCCUAUACAAGCCCUACCUGAGGAGACGAUAGAAGGCCAGAAUGGUCUCAUAAAACAUGUAAUGCUCAACGACCGAAAGAGAGUCUUGACCCUGGAUAGCACGGGCGAAGUCGUUCUGUGGGAUUUGCUAAAGUGCAUGCCUAUCAAGUCUUUUGGCAAACAGCAUCUGGAGGACGUCGUUCCCAUGGUGAACACCGUUGAAAGUGUAGCGAACUGGUGCGCGGUCGAUACGCGUACAGGCAGACUAAGUGUCAUGCUCGAAGAAAACUACUGUUUCGAUGCAGAGGUGUAUGCCGAUGAAACCGACGUUGCCAACUUGGCGGAUUUUAGAGAAGAUCAGAGAAUCAAUCUUGGCAAAUGGGUUCUGCGGAACCUCUUCACUGCGCUUAUCGAAGAGGAGAUCAAGAGAGAUGAAGUCUACCGAAAAGAGUUGUUGGCGAAACAUCACCGACUUAAUGGACUGCAACGUGGAAAUGCGCCGCUUUCAAUCAUGAUGCCAGGGUCAGCAAUGUCUUCCAACGACUCUCAACCUACUCCUCGACCGUCGGGUGGAUCUUAUCUAAUCCCAGGCACUCCAGGGCUGUCAAUCGGUGUUGCUAGCCCUGCUGGACCCCCUAACCAUGUGUCCUCAUUACCACCAAACCACUUAGAGCCGACUGCAGAGGAAGAUCAUGGGUCCGAACAGGACGGCACCACGAACGACCAAGCGAGUACCACAGGCACACGGCCCGAUGAUUAUUUCUCCCCGAAUCCCACCGCACAGCCCUCUGAAGCUUCGUCGGAAAGCAACCAAAAAAUAGCAAACACUCUAGGCGACAAAGGUCCCGAUGCGUUGCCUGCCUCUCCAGUCGACGACAAAGACGAAAAAAAGAAAGGUUCUCUGUUUGGGAAGGGGAAGAAUUUCAAAAUGACUUUUCCGAGCAUGAAACUAAGCCGGAUCAGCGGCGAGGCUAAGCCUGUCGUUACACCACAAGAAGACAAGUCGGAGGAUGCAUCGGACAAGUCGUCCGAAAAGGGGGAGCGAACAUUUGAGGAUAGUUUCUAUGGAGUCAUCCAGAGGAUCCGGCAUGAUUACGACGAGCAAAUCCAAACCCACCCGGAUCAGCCACCAGUCAUAGGAGUGACGUCCAGCUUGCCGGAUGAAACGCCUGUGCUGAGACAACCACCACACACGUUGGUCCUCAUUCAGGAGGAUAGUCCAGAAGCAGGCGGAGUAGUUGACCUCUAUGGGGGAGCAAUCGCCACUUUGGGAGCUGACGCAGACAUCGUCGAGAAGAUUGCGCCUGCCUGGUUAGGAGACCUACUCCUUCGGGUAAACCACAUUCCCUAUAAAGAGACUGUCAAAGUCUCCUUCACUCUACAGCCUCUCAAAGACGAGCUACCAAGCAUAGCAACAGCUGACGGUCGUCUCAAUGCCAACCGCAUGCUCCGAGCCAAGAAAAUUCUGGCCUAUGUCGCGGAGAGAAUCGAAGCGCAGCCGACCGAGCUGGAGGAGAAUCCGAUGAAGGUCGAGGAAUACCUGGAGCUGUAUUGUCAUGAUCAGCUCGUGCCUCCAAACAUGACGCUGGCGACGUUACGAACACAUAUCUGGAGAACAGGAGGGGACGUGGCCUUGUUCUACCGAGCAAAUGGGAAGAAAGUUAUUUCGCCGGCGCCGCCGGAGCAUCCGCUGGCGGUGGCUAACGGACAUUCGUCUCCGUCCUGA